AUGUCCCGCUUCGGGGCUCGUCGGGAAGGACAGACACUGUCGUCCUCAACGGAGGCGAACGAAGGACCAGACUUUGGGGUGCCAAGGGAAAGGAAGGGGGAAGAGGUGGAGGCUCCGGCAGGAGGGAAGAGCCCCGGCGCGGGAGCUGCGGCCGGAGGGUGGGCAUGGGGAGUGGUGUUUCACUUCUUCCUGGUCAACGUCCUCGUGAUGGGGAUGCUCAAGACCUUUGGGAUUUUCUUCGUGGCUUUCCAAGAGGAGGUGGGGGGCUCCUCCGAGCAAGUCAGCUGGAUCGGCUCCAUCAUGUCCUCCCUGCGCUUCUUAGGAGCCCCGCUCGUGGCCGUGGUCUGCAGGAGGCUGGGCGAGCGGCCGACCUCCAUCAUCGGGGCUGGCUUGGUCGGCGGGGGCUGCCUGCUGAGCACGCAGGCCACCAGCGUCCCCUUCCUCUGCGUCUCCAUGGGACUUCUCCUGGGUAUGGGCUUCGCCUGCCUUUACCAGGCGGCUGCGGUGAUGACGGCCAAGCGCUGCAGGACACGGUUGGCUUUCUCCAACGCCAUUGCCCGCUCCGGGAUGGGGCUGACGUUUCUAAUUGCGCCCUUCACUCAACUUCUCAUCGAUUUUUACGGCUGGCAAGGUACUCUCCUGAUUUUUGGAGGCAUCAUGUUAAACCUCGUGCCUUCCAGCAUGCUGCUGCGACCCCUCAGGGCUCGGCCGCCUCAACGCUCCUCUGCUGAAAAUGAAGCCCAUGGGUGUCUAAUGGCGAAGGAGGAUCCAGAAACCCUUGAUGGAUGCUUAGAUGAAACCAAUCCCAGGGAAAUGCAGCUCCGCAGCGCACAGGACCUUCCCACCGCGGAGGGAGUCAUGACACCCCACGGCAGAGAUGUCUCCGGUCCGGUAAAUACAUCGGCUUUGGAAGGGUUUGAGAAACCCCCUGUGGACAACUGCUCUCCAGAAAUAGCCACUGAGGCCAAGAGAAGUUACAAAUCCCUUCCAGCGACCGAAAAAGAAAAUUCACAGCCUCUCCUCGAUUUCUCCCCACUGAAGGAUCCCGUCUUUGGCAUUUUCACGUGGUCUUUUUUGUUCAGCCACUUGGCCUACUUCGUGCCCAUCUUCCACCUGGUAGCCAGAGCCAGGACGCUGGGUAUAAGCAGCAUGGAUGCCUCUUACCUCAUCUCAGUGGCUGGUAUCACGGAGACGCUCAGCCAGCUGCUCUCGGGCUGGAUCGCCGACCAGAACUGGACCAAGAAGUAUCACUACCACGUGGCUUACCUCGUCCUCGGCGGCAUCACGAACCUGCUCUGUCCUCUGGCCACCACCUUCCCCUUACUCAUGACCUACGCCGUGGCCUUCGCCGUUUUCUGCGGUGGGUUCAUGGCUCUGGUCCUCCCUGUGCUGGUGGAUCUAGUGGGUGUGCAAAAACUCCACAGCUAUUUGGGGUUUGCUGCCUUCUUUGCCGGGAUAGCAGCCAUCGGUGGACCUCCUCUAGCAGGGUGGCUGUAUGACUACACCCAGACAUAUGUCUGCUCUUUCCUCUUCGCUGGAGCCUGUGCUCUCAUCUCACCUAUUUCUUUCUUCUUCGAACCUUCGGCCCAGAAAUGGAAGCUAAAAAAAGCCAACCUGAACAAUGACCCCACGGUUGGAUGA
Molecule: messenger RNA, 1641 nt
Organism: Charadrius vociferus (killdeer)
Lineage: Eukaryota; Metazoa; Chordata; Aves; Charadriiformes; Charadriidae
Gene: SLC16A4
Product: solute carrier family 16, member 4
Exons: 9
Coding region: 1-1641 (546 amino acids)
Biological process (GO): transmembrane transport; monocarboxylic acid transport
Molecular function (GO): monocarboxylic acid transmembrane transporter activity
Source: RefSeq, a predicted model, not a curated record